Aedes albopictus (Asian tiger mosquito) is the source of this 4402-nucleotide messenger RNA. RefSeq names its product netrin-B. NCBI's taxonomy places the organism in Eukaryota, Metazoa, Arthropoda, Insecta, Diptera, Culicidae. Bases 1021 to 2958 code for a protein of 645 amino acids. Gene Ontology annotation, cellular component: basement membrane. The record is from RefSeq and is a predicted model, not a curated record. Gene Ontology annotation, biological process: animal organ morphogenesis; dendrite development; motor neuron axon guidance. Gene Ontology annotation, molecular function: protein binding. The transcript has 8 exons.
CUACCGAGACCGACCCCGGUCAGCGCUUCAUCAUCAUCAUGAUCUCGUCGGUCGGUCGGUCGGUUGUCGUUUAGCCCAGCGCGCGCUGUUGGUCGGUGAGGCUAUGCUGAGAUUUUUUCUUUUCUCGCGGCUCAGUUCCGACGGUGCAUCGAUAGUGGGAAGUGCUCUCUCCCCGGGAAAUCUCGUAUCGCGCACGACGGUCUGGUUUUGAUUCCGUGUGCCAGGGAAUCCGCGUUCGUUCCGUACGGUCUGAGGAAGCUGUGGUGUGAGGGAAAACAGUAAAGGAAGUUGGAAGCAAACGAAAAAAAAAGGAUAAUUUGGCUCGCGACCGACGUGUGUUUUCGAGGAAGGAUCGCCCCGUUACGGUGGUUGAAUCUGUGGGAGUUGUUUUUUGUUCUGGGUUUGUAACCCGUGCCCGAUUCCGCGCGGAGUGGUCAGUUGGUUUUUGGGGUUGAGUGUGGCCGGUAGCAGCUUUGGGGCGAAACAAAAAGUGAAUCUUUGGGACAGAUUUUAAGGAAAAGGGCCCAAGUGUCGGCGAAGCGUGAAAGGUGAUUAAGGGGUGCCAAGUGAUUAUGUGCUGUGCUCUUUUCUCCCGAACGCGCCUAGUGGACUUAAUUUGAUUCAUAAAAGAAAGAUUUCGACUGUGUCCCGUUCGGCGGCCGCUGUGGGAGUUGAGGCAGAUUGGGAUCUGAGAAGGCACGGCAUCCGCAGCAGAAGCAGCACCGGAGUGAAUGAAGAGGCUGCACUGGGUGUGGAACCGACGAUUUAUGUAUUUAUAGCAGUUGUAUUUUUGGAUGUUUGACAAACCUGAAAACGAGAGUCGCAGCAGCAUGUUGCGCCAGCUCUAAAAGAAAGUGAAGUGCAGAGUGCCAUAAAGAAUCAUAAAACCCUAAGCGAAGAAAGCCCCAUCCCGGAGAAGAGUUUAACAAACAUCGUUACCCUCGUGCACCAUAAAACAUGUUCUUGGGAAAGUGAAUCGAUCUGAUUUCUGAGAAGAAGCCCCAAUAAAGAAGAUCAACAAUGCAGUCACAACUAAUUAUCUUGAUUUUGAGCCUGCUUCUACUGGAAGCCCUGGCGCAUCGCUCCUAUUUAAGGAGUUUCCAGACGUCGAGUGCCAACGAUCCAUGUUACGAUGAGGAUCGUCCACGAAGAUGUAUGCCUGACUUUGUAAAUGCUGCCUUCGGAGUCCCCAUUGAAGCAUCCUCCAUUUGUGGAAAGGACAAACCUGCGCGCUACUGUGACUACAAGGAUCAAAACGCUCGAAACGAAUCAGGUUGUGACAUUUGUGACGAUUCGGACCCAAUCAAGCGCUUCUCGGCGCUUGCGCUCACGGACGUACACAAUUCCAACAACGUAACAUGUUGGCGUUCGGAGCCUCGUGUUGGCUCCGUUGAUCCAGGAUCUCCACCGGACAACGUGACCCUCACUUUAUCCCUAGGAAAGAAGUUUGAGCUCACCUACGUCAGUCUGAUGUUUUGUCCGUAUGCUAUUCGCCCUGACUCCAUGGCUAUUUUCAAGAGCGCUGACUACGGUAAAACCUGGCAACCGUUUCAGUUCUACAGUUCACAGUGCCGCAAGCUAUACGGACGUCCGACGCGUGCCACAAUAUCCAAAACCAACGAACAGGAGGCUCGAUGCGUUGAUCACAAUCGGUACAACGCCGAUGGCAUCCAAGGGUCACGCAUUGCAUUCAGCACUCUGGAAGGCCGACCUUCCGCUCAGGAUUUCGAUUCCUCCCCGGUUCUGCAGGAUUGGGUCACCGCAACCGAUAUUCGCGUAGUGUUCCAUCGGCUGCAACCGCCUACGACCACAACCAUCCUGAAAACCCAAUCCUCCGAACAGCUCAAAUACAAAAAAGCCGAAUACAUUUCAAAGGAGAUUUUCACACCACCCUCGGCCGGAGUAUCCACCUACGCCCUCUCGGAUUUUGCCGUCGGUGGACGGUGCAAGUGCAACGGACACGCUUUCAAGUGCAUCAAAGCGGUGGAUGGAAAGUUAGAGUGUGACUGCAAACAUAACACGGCAGGACGGGAUUGCGAGCGCUGCAAGCCGUUCUACUUUGACCGUCCGUGGGGACGCGGUACCGUGCGGGAGGCGAAUGAAUGUAAAGCCUGCAACUGCAACAACCAUGCUCGAAAGUGUCGCUUCGAUUUGGACCUCUACAAGCUGUCCGGGCGGGUGUCCGGAGGGGUAUGCAUCGGAUGCCGGCACGAUACAACCGGUCGGCACUGUCACUACUGCCGGGAAGGUUUCUACAAGGAUCCCAGCAAAGAGAUCUCGCACAAGAAGGCAUGCAUACCUUGUGAUUGCCACCCAAUUGGAUCGUCUGGGAAAAAUUGUAACCACACUUCCGGUCAGUGCACUUGCAAGGAAGGCGUGACGGGCCUAACGUGUAACCGAUGCGCCCGAGGUUACCAGCAAAGCCGAUCCCAUAUCGCACCGUGCAUCAAGAUUCCACGAGUGACGAUGGUCAACCACCAGGCACAGAACACCGCGCCGGAUUCCUACCAGUAUGAUCCAGAUGCGAGUGAAAGUACCAAAGAAAAUUGCGGCAAAUGUAGAUUUGACACGAAACGAUUGAAUCUGAAUAAAUACUGCAAGCGUGAUUAUGCAAUCAUGGCAAAGGUCACCGGUCGGACGACAUCCUCGAGUAAGCAUGUCCCCCGGGACGAGGUGCGCUUCAACCUGCAGGUGCAAACCGUGUUCAAAUCGACGAACCCCCUGCUGGCCGGCAGCAGUCAGCGAAAGUCAUCGGUUGGGUUGUUGGUUCCCUCCAAGAACCUCGACUGCCGGUGUCCGAGUAUCAAGAUCAACAAAUCAUACCUAAUACUGGGUAUGGAGUCAAAACAGAAUCCGGACAGCCUGGUGCUUGGCCCGAAAACGAUCAUCAUCGAGUGGAAGGACGACUGGACCCGACGAUUACGGCGGUUCCAGCAGCAGUCCGGUUCGUGCUAUUAGAAAGCAGAUGAACAGAGGUAGGAGAGCAGGCUCUACCGCGAUUUGUCAAGUCAAUUUGAGUCAUCCAGUGUGUUUGGGAAGUGUGAAUGUGUGUUUUUGAGCAUGUGUAUCCGGUCAGGUAUUGUUGGGAAUAAUUGCAGAUUAUGCGUAAGUGCAUACGACAUGGAGGCCAUCAACAGCUUGGUGGCACCGGAAAUUACAAAUACAACUUACUCACAAUGUAUUAACGUAGCAAGUAAGUGGAUUGUGGUAGAAGAUUGGCUCGAUGACCCCCUGAUUAAUAUUGAUCAUGGGGAGUACGAUGGUUUGUUCGGUAGUAGGAGAUGUGAAAAUAGUCUUACCAACAAUAGUAUUUUUGUCUCUGUCAGUGCCAUUGAAAACUAUUUAACAAGCAAAAGCGUAACAAAAAUGAGUAGUCGGUCAUUGUGUUGUCGUUGUAUAAGAAAGAGAAUUACACGCGGAGAAAUUAUAUGCAAUAAUAUGUACAAUAAAUGAGUUUAGGUAUGUACAAUUUAUUACGAUUAUUACGAACGAGUCUUAUUCAAAACUUCGUAUUUAACGGAAUUUUCCCAAACAUUGGCCAUUGGUCGUUUUCGAAAUAGCUGUAAUCUCAUCACUAUCAUAUUACACCUCUUGAAUGUAGCAUGAUUUACUAUUGUAAAUAAAGGAUAUUUCCUUCAGUUUAUCUGAUAAUAGCAUUCAUGUUCACAAUAUUUGCGUUGGGAAAUUUUCACAUCAAACGACAUUUUGAGAGGAAACUUAUGGAACCAUGAUUGAUGUUUACAUUGCUCCGAUGAUCCCCGAAUCCAACAAAUAAAUAAUUUAUCACGAAAACACUUAUACAAAAAGCAUGAAACGUAACAAUUAGAGUGUAAACAAAUUUGUUGUGUAUUGAAGCUUAAAUUAAACAAGAAUUUAUCACGAACAUAUUUAAUUGAAGGUAAUGUUUAACGAUGAAUUGUAUACAAUUUGUGAUCAUAAUCUUGUAAAUACAAUCAACUAAGCAAAAAUCUAUCAUCUAAUCUAAAAUCAAAAAAGCUCCAUAUGUAGGCAACAUGUAGCACAAACAUUGCAGUCGACGUUUAUAAUUUCCAUUUAUUACAUGUAAUUUAAUUAAGUGUUGUUUUAUUUUUUUAACUAUCGGCAUCUUCCAAGCGAAAGUAGUCAUUUAUUCAAAAUCCAUGUUCAAAGUAAUUGCUAUGCUUAUCGACAGGAUACAAACCCGAAUAGCUGAUCAACGUUUGUAAACAUCCGAAUAAUUCUCAGUGUUUUGGGCGCUUCAAGAAAAACAAAAAGUGAAAAGAUAAUAUCUACUCAAUUGAUUAACGCUAACACGCAAAUCAAAUAAUGUGUAACCCGUACAAGUGACCCAACAGCGGCUAGAGGAAGGUGAAACGUAAAAUAAAUGAAAUAAAUUCAUUAAAUUAUUUUAUAUUAAACUGAA